AUGAGGGAGUUCUUUGCAUAUCGCAUACAUGAUCGUCGUGGAGAAGCUGAGACAAUAUUACUUUCUGGAAGAUUAUUGCAACAAUUAAGUGUUGAUGAUAGAGGAGAUACAGAAGGAGCAUCAACUGGUAGUCGGGUAGUUAUCAGCAUCAUCAUCACUGGAGGACACAGCUAUAUGAGGGAGAACUAUCAAGAUGCAAUGGCAAUAUGCAGAUGGUUUAAUGAGAGAACAACAGUGGACGAAGAUGGUUAUCCGGUAUACAGAAGAAGAGAUAAUGGAGCAACUGUUGAAAAAAAUGGUGUCAUGCUUGAUAAUAGAUUCGUUGUUCCAUACAACUCUCAAUUACUCUGUAAGUAUCGUGCACAUAUCAAUGUUGAAUGGUGUAAUCAAUCACGCUCAAUCAAGUAUCUAUUUAAAUAUAUAAACAAGAGAUACGAUAGAGUCACUGCGACUGCAUACCAUAAUCGUCAAAAUCCUGAAGAUCCUGAAAAAAUUGAUGAAAUCAAAAUGUAUUAUGAUUGUCGAUACAUAUCGCCAUGUGAAGCUAUGUGGAGAAUAUAUGGGUUCCCCAUACAUUUUAGAAUCCCUGCUGUCAAACGAUUAAGUUUUCAUCUACCUGACGAACAGACCGUCCUUUUCACUGACGAUGCCGAUGUUGAGGAAGUGCUUGAAAGACCACACAUUGAGAAAACAAAAAUUUAUCAUGUCACGCCUGGAGCUGGUGAAAAAUUCUACUUGAGGACUCUGUUGAAUUAUGUGAAAGGUGUAACUUGCUAUGAAGACAUACGCGUUGUUGAUGGUGUAGUACAUCCCACCUUCAAAGAAGCAUGUUAUGCUAGAGGUUUGUUAGAUGAUGACAAGGAGUAUGUUGAUGCGAUAGUGGAGAAAACUUGGCAUCUUCUUUCGGAAGAUAUCCUACAUAGACAACGCACUAUUCUACGAGACCAAGCGUUGCACCUGAGCGAUGAACAAUUGCAGAAUUAUGCAUUAGCUGAGAUUGAAGCUAAGCUACAAAGUAACGGUAGCACCCUUCGUAGAUUUAGCGAGAUGCCAUAUCCAGAUGACCUAAUCGUGUUAGAAGGUCAAAAUAAGCUCAUAAUGGAUGAGCUAUCUUAUGACAGAGGAAAACAAAAUGAAGAGUUUCAGCAACUUUUCCAAGGAUUAACUAUUGAGCAAACUGGAAUUUUCCAAGAAAUUAUGGACGCUGUCUCGCAAUGA
Molecule: messenger RNA, 1218 nt
Organism: Beta vulgaris subsp. vulgaris (sugar beet)
Lineage: Eukaryota; Viridiplantae; Streptophyta; Magnoliopsida; Caryophyllales; Amaranthaceae
Exons: 6
Coding region: 1-1218 (405 amino acids)
Source: RefSeq, a predicted model, not a curated record